CCCUCACCAUUCUUUUAUCUCCUUCCAGCAGAUCCUAUUCCAACCCACGCACCCCGCCGUCUUGGAAAAACCUCGCGAGCUUACAAAAAAAAUAGUAGUUUAUUGCUUCUCGCCUUCUCCCUGAGUAUCGUACCGGAGCUUAAAAAGUCCAUUCACAUUCGAAUUUUCCCAGUGGAUGGAGCAAGGUGAUUGCAGAGAUUCAAUGAAGAUUCGGAAGAGAAAAUCACCAGAAAAUGAAGAAGGUUUGGGAUUGCCAUUGGACGAGCUCAAUCAAGACCUCCUCGAGAGGGUUCUUUCAUGGCUGCCCACAUCUACCUUCUUCCGCCUUGGUUCAGUCAGUAAGAGAUGGAAAUCCACAGCAGCCUCCGCCACCUUCCGCCUCGCCUGCUCCCAAAUUCCCCGCCGAGAACCCUGGUUUUUCAUGGUUGAUUCCCACCUCCACCACCAAUGGACUGUCUUCGACUCCGCCGAAUGGAACUGGAAGAACCUCCACCAUCCACCUCUCCUCCACCAAAAUUCCUGCCGGAAUUUCAUUCCUGUUGCUGCAUCUGGUGGCUUGAUCUGUUUCCGAAGUGAAUCCGGCGAUUUCGUUGUUUGCAAUCCUGUGACCGGAUCCAGUAGGGAACUGCCAAAACUGGAUCGACCCCGACAAUCUCUACAAGCAAUUGCAAUGACUUCCUCCAAAAGAUACCAUUCCCAACCCUCCUACAAGCUUGUUUUAGUCAUGGGUGAACAUCCAAAUCUCUCAUUCAAAGAAUACAAUUCCAGCACGAAUUGCUGGGGCGGAGAGAGAAUUCUACACAGAAAAACUGACUCCUCCUCUGCCGAACACGACACAAACAGUGACCACACGGCUUAUUUCAUCAGCAAGGGAGGCGAUGUACUAGUAACUGACAUCCAUAGAAGCCCAUCUAAGCAGUACUCAUCCGUAAUCACUCUAGAAAAAGGCAACGAGGAGGUGAUCUAUUUUUUUAGCUCCGAGGGAACAAUUGUGGCCUGCAAUCUCACCCAGAAUUUCUUCUUCGAAUACCCGAGGCUGUUGCCGGUUUUUUACGAGUACUCCAUUGAUCUGGUUGAGUGUGGAGGAGAGAUGUUUGUGGUUGUGCUAUCAGAUUUUUUAGAAAGCUCGAGCUUGAGAGUGUGGAAGUUCAAUGAGUGUGUUCAGACUUGGAAUCAAAUUGCGGCAAUGCCGCCGGCAAUGUCGCACCAGUUCCAUGGCAAGAAGGUGGAUAUAAACUGCACGGGGGCCGGCGGCAACCAAAUCUUAGUAUGCAUCAACUCUGGCGAGGUUUGUUGCUAUGUUUUUGGUGAUUUGGUGGCGAAUGAGUGGAUUGAAUUACCCAGUUCUUGUAUGAAUGGUAAAUCCAAUGAUUACAUGUCUGCAUUUUGUUUCGAGCCCAGGAUUGAAGCUCUUGUAUGAAAGAAAAAAAAAACCUAGACAUGAAGGGAUAUGAAACUGGAUUUUUUUUUUCUUUUCUUUUCUUUUUGGUUGGUGACAUUUUGCACCAUAAAGAAUUUAGAAAUCUCCCUUUUCCGCUUGGAAU
Molecule: messenger RNA, 1544 nt
Organism: Ilex paraguariensis (yerba mate)
Lineage: Eukaryota; Viridiplantae; Streptophyta; Magnoliopsida; Aquifoliales; Aquifoliaceae
Source: the annotation of a GenBank genome assembly